Paraphaeosphaeria sporulosa is the source of this 718-nucleotide messenger RNA. RefSeq lists its product as uncharacterized. The coding region runs from base 155 to 718 and encodes 187 amino acids. The transcript has 4 exons. NCBI's taxonomy places the organism in Eukaryota, Fungi, Ascomycota, Dothideomycetes, Pleosporales, Didymosphaeriaceae. The record is from RefSeq and is a predicted model, not a curated record.
CGCAGAACCAAAUAAAUCCGCAGAACACUACUCGACUUCAAGUUGAAUCAGAGUCAUCUGCAAGCUCAGUUCAACAUACGAAACCCUUGAUCGCACUUUGAGUUUCUCACCAAUAACCCCGACAAUCCAACACACAGGCCCGGAUCGCAACGCCAUGGCACCCGGCAUCAGCCUGGACGACCGUAGUGCGUGGGACGACUCAGCUCUGAUAAACUCAUGGGACGAUGCCGUAGCAGAAUAUCAGCAUCUCCAAGUCAGGCAAGCGGCUAGAGGAUUUGUUGACAGAGGAAGAGCUGAAGAAAGUGCGAAGGUAAAGCGUCCACCGUAUAGUCAAACAUCGACUAAUCAACAUAGUGACAACGGAGAUGUCUUGGACGAGACUGGGGACGGCGCAGAUCCGCGCACCGACGCGGAUGCCACUGAUUCCGCACUGCCACAAGUGCAGGCCAAUGGUGUAGGACAAGGUGGAGCGGAUGCGGCGCAUGUGAAGGAUGGAGCAGCACCCGUUGCCCAAGGAAGCGCACAAGCGUCAGGAACAGAGCUGCUGCAUGAUGGACCAAUUUCAGCUUCGAUGCCGCAGGCUCUUCUCGGAUCAGUGCAAGACGAGAACAUGAAAAACCUGAUGAUGUCCUGGUACUAUGCCGGGUACUAUACUGGGCUGGUCGCUGGGCAGCAGCAACGUGCGCCCGAUAGCGCAGCGCAGCAGACCCAGAAGUAA